Lucilia cuprina (Australian sheep blowfly) is the source of this 3222-nucleotide messenger RNA. RefSeq names its product 5-hydroxytryptamine receptor 2B (gene 5-HT1B). Gene Ontology annotation, molecular function: adrenergic receptor activity. Bases 921 to 2780 code for a protein of 619 amino acids. The transcript has 9 exons. NCBI's taxonomy places the organism in Eukaryota, Metazoa, Arthropoda, Insecta, Diptera, Calliphoridae. Gene Ontology annotation, cellular component: membrane. The record is from RefSeq and is a predicted model, not a curated record. Gene Ontology annotation, biological process: adenylate cyclase-activating adrenergic receptor signaling pathway.
AUUUUUUGUUGUUUAUUUAAAUUUUGUAAAUAUGUAAAUAAUAAUUUGAAUAUAACAUUAACUGUUAAAAACAAUAAAAUUACAAAAAAAUUAAAAUCCUAACAAAAAUUAGUAAAAAAAAAAACAAAACACAAACAUAACCAGGAAUUGCUGUUUAUAUAAGUAGUUGCAACAAAAAUAUCCUUUAAAAGCAUUUAAUUCAACAAAAAAAUCUUUAAAAAAAAUAACUGCAAUAAUGAAAAUUUUUAGUCAAUUGCUAAUUUAAAUAAAACUUAUAAAAUAAGUGUUUUAUUAAAAAAAAAAAAAUUAUAUAUAAAUGUUUAAAAUGUAGCCUAAAAAAAUGUACGUACCCUUAGUAAACAUCUAGAAAAUAUAAAAUCACAAAAAAAAUAAAAUACUUUUUUUUAACUAAACAUUACUUAAGCUUUGGACCAAAAUAUAAAAAACAAGCAAAAAACAAGAACUAACACUUAGCAGAAAACCACUAUCAGAAUCACACAACAAGUUACAACCGAAAGCAUCAUUAAAAGUUUUUAAUGACAACGAUAUUUACGAAACGCUUAUUUUAGACUGUUAUAUAUAUAUUUCUAUAUUAUAUGUAUUUAUGAGUAUAUAUUUUUUAAACAAACAAAAGUACUUCCCUAUUAUAAUAAUUAAAAUAAUAAUUCCUAAACUUUAUAUACCUCAAAGUGAAAAUAUAAAAAAAACACAACCGUAAAAAGCCAACUAAAACCAAAAAAGACGAAAUGAAAAAAACAAACGCCUAAAGAAAACCACACAAACAGAUUCACAGCAGCACAAAAGGAUUUGAUACUUUUAUAAACUAAAACAACAACACUAAACAAACUAAGGACCUAAAUAAUAAAAUUAACAAACAAACAAGAAAAAACCCAACAAAAAAGAAAAAUAAUUACAAUAUAAUGUUGGGCAAUGUAAAUAUUAAUUUAAAGCCAACAACAGAUAUUUUAACGCUGGCAACAGCUACAACAACAAGAGCUUUACUAGAUGUGCGACAGUAUUUUAAAGAACGCGACAUUGUCGACUUGCGCACUUAUGGAUAUUUAAUCAACGACAGUUUUCUGCUCACCGAUUAUGAGGAAACAACAUUAACAGCAAGGCCAAAUAGUCUCGAUAUUGGUGGUAAUGUUGUUGGCUCUAACUUAGGUCAUGUUGUUGUUAAUACAACAUUAGAUGAAGUUGGCGGCAACAAUGGCAGUAGCGCACUUGGUGGUGUCGGUGUUGGUGGCAGCGAUUUUAAUAAUAAUUUCAAUUUCAUAAUCUUCAACCAAAGUGGUCUUAUUAAGAAUACAUCAAAUGAUAAUGACAGCAGCAGAGACGGUGUCUUUGCGGGUGUUGGCAUUGGCGGUGACGAGGUACUGCCAAUGCCCGAGGAUGUUGCUGUACUAUUGAAAAUGAUUAUCAUGUCAAUUGUUUUGGGACUAAUGAUACUUAUCACCAUAAUUGGGAAUGUCUUUGUAAUUGCCGCAAUUAUAUUGGAGCGUAACUUGCAAAAUGUUGCUAAUUAUUUGGUUGUAUCACUGGCUGUUGCCGAUUUAUUUGUUGCCUGCCUUGUAAUGCCAUUGGGUGCCGUAUAUGAGAUAAGUGAAGGCUGGAUAUUGGGACCAGAGUUAUGUGACAUUUGGACUUCAUGCGAUGUCUUAUGCUGUACAGCUUCAAUUUUACAUUUAGUGGCAAUUGCAACUGACAGAUACUGGACCGUUACCAAUAUUGAUUAUCACAAUUUGCGCACACCACGUCGUAUAUUUUGUAUGAUAUUUUCUGUUUGGUUUUUUGCGGUUAUUGUUUCACUAGCACCACAAUUUGGCUGGAAAGAUCCCGAAUAUAUGGAACGUAUUCAGCAGCAAAAAUGUAUGGUUUCACAAGAUGUCAUUUAUCAGAUUUUUGCCACCUGUUGCUCAUUUUAUGUUCCAUUAUUAAUGAUUUUAGUUUUGUAUUGGAAAAUCUAUAAAAUAGCACGCAAACGUAUACAACGUCGCACGCAACGUUUACGUUACAAUGAGAAAGUGGCCGGCAAGGAGGUGGAUUUUGAGGAAAAACGUAAAAGAAAACGAAUUAAAAUCUGCUUUAGUAAAGAUGUCUCCUCGGAAAAAUGUUUCAACUCAACGACGGGUGAUUCCCAAACAAAUAGUUCAAAUCCCAAUAUCAGAGAAGAAACUGAGUUUAGUACGAGUAAUUUUGAUAGUAAAAGUCAUGCGGGUACUGAACUAACUAAUAUCUCCGAUGAAAAUACCACCAGUAUGGCAGAUGAGCGUACGCCUUUAGAGAUUUCAACUGUAUCCCAGCAGGUUGCUGCCACAACCUCAACAUUUCAACAGCAUGUCACAGCCAUUGUGCUGACCUCCGCUACACCGCGCCUUGGUUCGUGCAAUAACAAACAACAGCAACCAACACAACAACAACAAUUAUUUCCAUCUUUACAACACACAACGAAUCCCCAUCAUAAACUGGCCAAACGUCGCCAACAAAUCGAAGCGAAACGUGAACGUAAGGCAGCUCAAACUUUGGCCAUCAUAACGGGCGCCUUCGUUGUCUGUUGGCUGCCCUUCUUCGUAAUGGCUCUCAUGUUGUCGCUGUGCAAAAGCUGUGAAAUUAAUGCAGCUGUCGCUUCACUGUUCCUUUGGCUGGGCUAUUUUAAUUCCACACUUAAUCCCAUCAUUUAUACAAUUUUCAAUCCAGAGUUUCGUCGUGCCUUUCAGCGUUUACUGUUUGGCAAGAAUUAUGUUGCCAGGAAAUGUAAACGUCGCAGCGGCAAUAUAUGAUCUUAGCUAAAAGGGGCCGCUGAGCCCAGUAUUGCAGUGGCUGGUGAUGAGUAUACAAGUUGUGCGUGAUGUUAAAUAUGAUCAAUAACUUUAUUUAAUAAAACAAACUUUUUAUAAACCAAUAAUAUUUGUCUUUAAAAUUGUUGAUAAAUAAAUUUUUAAAUAUUUUUUUUUUCUAAAAUAAUUUGAACAAAAACUGUGAGUAAGAGUAGAAAAUAAAGCACUUAAGGCUGAAAAUCUGGACAAUCUUAAAUAAAAAAAUGAAAAUAAUAAUAAUAAAUUUAAAUGCCUUCUCCUAAUUUCAAUUACAAAUAUUUAUGUUAUUUUGUAAAAUAUAUUAAAGGAUUUCGAAUAAAUGGAUUAUUAAGUAGGAAAUUUUAAAAAUAAUUUAUAAAUUAGUAAAAAAAAUUAAUAAAAAAAUUAUAUUAAGUUUAAUAAACAA